Molecule: messenger RNA, 2524 nt
Organism: Nylanderia fulva
Lineage: Eukaryota; Metazoa; Arthropoda; Insecta; Hymenoptera; Formicidae
Gene: Trap1
Product: TNF receptor associated protein 1
Biological process (GO): protein folding
Molecular function (GO): ATP binding; ATP hydrolysis activity; ATP-dependent protein folding chaperone
Source: RefSeq, a predicted model, not a curated record
UUAAAAUCUCUAAAAUUUUGUUAAGUAAAUAGCAUUUAAAAAAUGGCUGCUGCCUUGAUUCUCAAGCAUGCUGUUAGAUUAGGAAGAUCUUUUCCGAGAUCAUUGAAUAGAAAUUUGCAGGGGGGAAAAUUAAUCCAAGCACAAUGCCGACGAUUACCAGUUACUUGCAAUCAUGUAAGAUAUUGGUCAUCUCAAGCAGAACCUCAAACUACAGAGUACCAUAAUAUUAUUAAAGAUACAGAGAAAUCUGUAGGUGAAAGUGCCAAGCAUGAAUUUCAAUCAGAAACACAAAUGUUGCUGCAAAUUGUUGCAAAAUCUUUGUAUUCUGAUAAAGAGGUAUUUGUACGAGAGCUUGUUUCAAAUGCUAGUGAUGCAUUAGAGAAAUUACGUUAUUUACGCCUAAGUGACAAUGAAGCUGCAGAAACAGCUGGUGACAGAAGUUUAGAAAUACAUAUUGGCACCGAUAAACAAAAUCGUAUUCUCACAAUCCAAGAUACUGGUGUGGGUAUGACUAGACAAGAAUUAAUAUCCAAUUUGGGAACUAUAGCUAGAUCUGGUUCUAAGGCAUUCCUGGAAAAAUUGAAAGAAGAGAAAAACUCUAGUGAUACUUCUAAAAUUAUUGGACAGUUUGGUGUUGGAUUUUAUAGUGCCUUCAUGGUUGCUGACAAAGUGGAAGUAUUUACAAAAUCUUUUGCAAAAGAUGCAGAAGGUCUUUGCUGGACUUCAGACGGAUCAGGAACAUUUGAGAUUUCAAGUGCAGAUGGAGUACAACCAGGCACAAAAAUUGUUAUACAUUUGAAACCAGAAAACCGAGAAUUUAGUGAUGAGAAUAUUAUAAAUCGUAUUAUCAACAAAUAUAGUAAUUUCGUUGGCAGUCCUAUUUUUGUUAAUGGAAAGAGGGCCAAUAUAAUUCAGCCAUUGUGGAUGUUCGAUCCGAAAGAUGUCACGCCAUUGCAGCAUGCAGAAUUUUAUCGAUUCAUAGGAAAUUGUCUCGACGCGCCAAGAUUUAUAUUGCAUUAUUCAACGGAUGUGCCAUUGAGUAUUAAGGCUUUAUUGUAUUUCCCAGAAGAAAAACCUGGAGUUUUUGAUUUAGCGAGAGACACUACCAGCGGAGUAUCGCUCUACAGCCGAAAGAUUCUAAUUAAAAGCAAAGCGGAAAAUAUCUUACCGAAAUGGUUACGAUUCAUUAAAGGUGUGGUCGAUUCUGAAGAUAUACCAUUGAAUUUAAGUCGCGAACUACUGCAAAAUAGUGCAUUAAUUGGGAAACUACGAAAUGUAUUGACCGCACGUAUAUUAAAGUUUUUACAUGAGCGAUCUACAAAGCAGUUAGAAGACUAUAAUGAAUUUUAUAAAUCUUAUGGCUUGUUUUUAAAAGAGGGGAUUGUCACCAGUAAUGAUCAAUCUGAAAAGGAAGACAUAGGUAAACUUUUGCGAUUUGAAUCUUCUGCUGCUGCUUCAGGAGAAUUAGUUAGUCUGUCGCAAUAUUGCAGUCGUUUAGUGAAAGAUCAAAAGGAUAUAUAUUACCUGUCAGCACCUAGUCGAGCUUUAGCCGAACAGUCACCAUAUUACGAAUCUUUAAAAAAACGAAAUAUCGAAGUACUAUUUUGUUAUGAACCAUACGAUGAAUUAGUAUUGAUGCAUCUGAGACAGUUUAAAUCCAACUUUUUGACUUCUGUGGAGAAAGAGAUGCGAGAUGAUACGGAAGCAAAUAAACCAGAAAAUUUAAGUAUUAUAAAUAAGGAUGAACUGGAUAAUCUUGUUAAUUACAUGAAGAAAGUUCUAAAUAAACAGGCAUACGACGUUAAGAUGACGAACCGUUUGGAAUCACAUCCUUGCGUUAUAACUGUACAAGAUAUGGCAAGCGCAAGGCAUUUUAUUCGUACACAGAGCCAUCAAAUAAACGAAGAAAUGCGGUAUUCGAUUCUCCAACCACGUUUUGAGAUAAAUCCAAAUCAUCCUCUCAUCAAAAAGUUAUGUAAACUGACUUCUACAGAUACCGAAUUAGCUGAUCGUCUGAUACGACAGUUGUUUACUGGUGCUAUGGUUGGGGCUGGUCUAAUUGAGGAUCCACGUAUAUUAUUAACUCCAAUGAAUGAAUUACUUACUUUAGCAUUGCAAAAAUAUUAAUAAUUGAAUUUUCUAUUAAAGGGAAGGGAUCCAUAUCGAUACCUCGAAAAUAUAGACGGUCAAAAUUGUUCUAUGAAUUGGAAGUAUAAAAUAAUUUUUUCCUUUUACACACACACACACACACAUAUAUAUAUAUAUAUAUAUAUAUAUAUAUAUAUAUAUCUUUCUACAUAAAACGUUUCUUUUUUCCAUAUCAUAGAACAACAUCAAAAGUCCCAAGAUAUCGUAAUAAAGUACCAAUAAAUUAUUCAUUUUAUUAUUCAAUAAUAAGAUCGUUAGUUGUAAAAUAGACAGAUAUAACUUAUUAUAGGCAAGAUUGGUUUCUUUAUUACAAUAGGUUGAUCUUGUACAAAUUAAUUAUAGCCUUACAAUAAUAACCAGUCAAGUUCCUCAUCUU